AUGGACCGCAGCUCCGAGCACCGUGGGGACCCCGGGGGGGAAGACGGAGAUGUGGCUAACCUGUCCCCCAAGCUGUCCGGGAUCAAGGCCACCUCCGGCCCCCACUCCCCGGCCGAACCGCCGGAGCCGGAGCCGGGGACCGUAGAGGCUUCGGAGGGAGGCGCCGCGGAGGACGAGCCCGCCGAGCCCCGGGAAGCGCCGGCGGCCACCGAGGCUGUGGACCAGGCGGGACCCGGGGAGCCGGAGCCGCCGGCCGAGGCUGAGACCGAGCCGGAACCCGGGGAGCCGGCCGACGCCGGGCCUGAGGAGACAGCCCAGCCGGGGCCCGGAGGCGGGUCCGCGGAACCGGAGGAGAGGGCGGAGGAGGAGGGGGAGGAGGAGGAGGAAGAGGGGGAGGAGUCGGAGGAGGGAGCGGAGGCCGCGGCAGCGGCGGUCAAGGGGAGGAGGAAGAAAGCCCCCUCGGCGGUCUCUGUGCCGCUGUCCACCACCGGCCCGGAAGAGGCUGCGCCAACCCGGGAGGCUGAGCAGGAGGAGGGGGAGGAGGAGGAGGAGAGCGAGGAAAUCAAGGCGAGGGGUGUGCAAGGACGCCCGGUGAAAAGCAAGGAAAAGGAGGAAGGUGAGAGACUGGACGAGGGGGAGGAUGAAUGGACGGAGGAGACGCAGAAGCUGCAGGAGCACCAGCUGCGCGCGGAGCUCCUGGAACAGUACCAGUCGCUGGUGGUAGAGCGCAGCAACUACCAGCGUUACAACAUGUACCUGCAGCACAAGAUCUCCGAGGCGCUGCGCAAGAAGAAGGGCCUGGAUGCGGCCGAGGUGCCUGACAAGCCCAUGGAGCCCGAGGCCCCAGAGAAAGAGCAAGCAUACCUCCGCCAUCUGGCCUUGCUGGAGGAGCUGAGGAAGCAACAGGCAGACGACCUGGACUGGUAUCAGCAGGAGCUGAACCAGCUCAAGAAGCAGUGCAAGGAGGUGCUGUCCAGCGUGGAGAAGGAAUGGGCAAGCUUCCAGGCACUCAAGAAGCAGGUGGUGAUGCAGGCCAUGGGCAGCUGCCGGAUGCGCGGCGGUCGCCAGGCCGCUCUGCGAGAGGUGGAGCAGAUCCAGGCGCUGGAGGAUAAGAAGGAGAAGGAGAUGCGCGCCUUGAGGCUGGAGAACGUGCAGCUAAAGCAGAGCUUGGUGCAUUUUGAAACGCGGACGAGGGCCCAGGAGGACCUGACGGAGGGGCUGCUCCUCAUCGAUUUUGAACAGCUGAAGAUUGAGAACCAGACCUUCAAUGAGAAAGUGGAGGAGCGAAAUGAGGAACUUUUAAAACUGCACAACAAGAUGACCAACAACGUGCAAAUAAUAACCCACGUGAAGGAGAAGUUACACUUCGUGGACAUAGAAAAUGUGUGCAAAAAGACACAGCUUUUGGAAAUUGAGGCUCAGGUGGCCCUGAGGAGGGACAUCCUGACCAGGAGGAAGCAGGUCCGGGACAGCCUGCGGGCUGACAACAUCAAGCUGAAUCAGAAGUGCGGGCUUCUGGGCAAGGAGCUGCUCCUUCGGGACAUGGAAGAGAAGGUGGACAGGACAGAAGUGCUCAACCAGCGCCUAGAGUCCCUGAAGCGCCAUCACGCUGGGCUUACUAUGUCCUGCAGAGGUAUGAAGCAGAAGAUCAGGGAGGCCAAAGCCUUUCUCCCAUCUUAACACCCACGAUCAGAAGAGUCAGCAGAACGUCUUUGAUCUCAGCAACUUUUAACCUUCGUUAACUUUUAUUCUCCACUUGUGGCCCUCUUUCAAAGGCCU
Molecule: messenger RNA, 1779 nt
Organism: Odobenus rosmarus divergens (Pacific walrus)
Lineage: Eukaryota; Metazoa; Chordata; Mammalia; Carnivora; Odobenidae
Gene: CFAP184
Product: coiled-coil domain containing 96
Exons: 1
Coding region: 1-1680 (559 amino acids)
Biological process (GO): cilium assembly
Cellular component (GO): ciliary basal body; axoneme
Source: RefSeq, a predicted model, not a curated record